This is a messenger RNA of Sinocyclocheilus rhinocerous, 2773 nucleotides long. Its product is annotated as histone-lysine N-methyltransferase EZH2-like. The transcript is spliced from 18 exons. The record is from RefSeq and is a predicted model, not a curated record. Gene Ontology annotation, molecular function: chromatin binding; histone H3K27 methyltransferase activity; protein binding. NCBI's taxonomy places the organism in Eukaryota, Metazoa, Chordata, Actinopteri, Cypriniformes, Cyprinidae. Gene Ontology annotation, cellular component: ESC/E(Z) complex; nucleus. Gene Ontology annotation, biological process: heterochromatin formation. The coding region runs from base 369 to 2627 and encodes 752 amino acids.
GGCGAAUUCUGAGUAUAAACGACAGACUGAGCGGGUUUGAAUAUUUGGAGAAACGGAAAUAUUACUAAUUUACAUAUAUUUCAAAUUUAUUUCAGUUCGCUUACAGUCUGCUGUGGUUAAGAGAGAAGUAGACGUCUGGCCAAACAGAUACUCGUAGAACUAAAGACGAAUUAAGCGCCUGUCUUUUGUUUAUCGAGGCUCGCCGGUAUUGGUAACGCGGACGCGCGGAGGUGAAAGGACCCUCUGCCGCGAGCUAGCUGAGUUAGCUAGCUCAGUUUACCGAUCAUCUUCACGUAGGGACGGCGCUGACAGACUAACAGAAAAGUCGUUUGUUUGGAUGUGGACAGGUCUCUUCCUUCAGGGAAGCCAUGGGAUUGACUGGGAGGAAAUCGGAGAAGAGUCCUGUUUGCUGGAGACGGAGAGUGAAGUCUGAGUACAUGCGACUGCGGCAGCUCAAACGUUUCAGGAGGGCAGACGAGGUCAAGAGCAUGUUCAGCUCCAACAGACAGAAGAUAUUGGAGCGUACAGACAUAUUGAACCAGGAAUGGAAACUGAGACGGAUACAACCUGUUCAUAUUAUGACACCUGUGAGCUCCUUGCGAGGGACUAGAGAGUGCACUGUUGACAGUGGCUUCUCCGAGUUCUCCAGACAAGUCAUUCCUCUCAAAACACUGAACGCUGUGGCCUCUGUGCCUGUCAUGUACUCAUGGUCUCCACUCCAGCAAAACUUUAUGGUUGAGGAUGAGACCGUAUUGCAUAACAUCCCUUACAUGGGUGAUGAAAUCCUUGAUCAAGACGGCACUUUCAUUGAAGAGCUUAUUAAAAAUUACGAUGGAAAAGUUCAUGGAGAUAGAGAGUGUGGCUUCAUAAAUGAUGAGAUCUUUGUGGAGCUAGUGAAUGCACUCAAUCAGUACAGUGAUAAUGAGGAGGAGGAUGAUGAAGAGGAGGAUCAGCAUGAUUGCAAGUUUGAGAAGAUGGACCUCUGUGAUGGAAAAGAUGAUGCUGAAGACUCUCACAAGGACCAGCUGAAUUCUGAGAGUCUCAACAAUGACGGAUCAAAAAAGUUUCCCUCUGAUAAAAUCUUUGAAUCCAUUUCUUCCAUGUUUCCUGAUAAAGGUUCAACUGAAGAACUCAAAGAAAAAUAUAAAGAACUCACUGAGCAGCAGCUCCCAGGGGCUCUUCCUCCUGAAUGCACCCCCAACAUUGAUGGUCCAAAUGCUAAAUCAGUGCAAAGAGAGCAGAGUCUGCACUCUUUCCAUACACUCUUCUGCAGGCGUUGCUUCAAAUACGACUGUUUCCUUCACCCUUUUCAUGCAACUCCAAACACAUACAAGCGUAAGAACAUGGAGAAUCUGGUGGACGGCAAACCAUGUGGCAUUUAUUGCUACAUGUAUAUGGUUCAGGAUGGCAUUGUCAGGGAAUACCCAGCAGGUGUGGUUGCUGAGCGUGCCAAGACCCCUUCUAAGCGCACAGCAGGCAGACGCAGAGGAAGACUCCCGAACAGCAACGGCAACAGCAGACCCAGCACCCCAACAGUUAACACUGAGACUAAAGACACGGAUAGCGACCGAGAGGGAGGGGCAGAUGGAAAUGACUGUAAUGAUAAAGAUGAUGAUGAUAAAAAGGAUGAGACCACCAGCUCCUCAGAGGCGAACUCCCGCUGUCAGACUCCAGUGAAGUUUAAGUUGAGCUCAGAGCCUCCUGAGAAUGUGGACUGGAGUGGCGCUGAGGCCUCUCUCUUCAGAGUGCUCAUUGGCACUUACUAUGACAACUUCUGCGCUAUCGCCAGACUCAUCAGCACAAAGACCUGCAGACAGGUUUAUGAAUUCAGGGUAAAAGAAUCUAGCAUCAUUGCACGUGCACCUGCGUUGGAUGAAAACACUCCUCAAAGGAAGAAGAAGAGGAAACACAGGUGUGUGUUCAAAAAACGAUAUAUCGGGCGGGCUCUACAAAAAUCUACUGAGAGGUUUAGAAAUUUGAGUCUGGAAAAGUAUGGAAUUUUGAAAUGGAAAAUGUGUAGGAACCCUGUUUCUAUCUGUACAGGUCAGAACCGGUUUCCAGGCUGCCGCUGUAAGGCCCAGUGUAACACCAAGCAGUGCCCCUGUUACCUGGCCGUACGAGAGUGUGACCCUGACCUGUGUCUCACCUGCGGGGCGGCUGAUCACUGGGACAGUAAAAAUGUCUCCUGCAAGAACUCUAGCAUCCAGAGAGGAGCAAAGAAGCACUUGCUACUGGCUCCAUCUGAUGUGGCCGGAUGGGGAAUCUUCAUCAAAGAGCCAGUUCAGAAAAAUGAGUUCAUCUCCGAGUACUGUGGGGAGAUCAUCUCCCAGGAUGAGGCAGACCGCAGAGGCAAGGUGUAUGACAAAUACAUGUGCAGCUUCCUGUUCAACCUUAACAAUGAUUUUGUUGUUGAUGCAACUAGGAAAGGAAACAAGAUCAGGUUUGCCAACCACUCUGUAAACCCCAACUGCUAUGCAAAGGUGAUGAUGGUUAAUGGGGAUCACAGGAUUGGCAUAUUUGCUAAGAGAGCCAUACAGACUGGAGAGGAACUGUUCUUUGACUACAGAUACAGUCAAGCUGAUGCUCUGAAAUACGUAGGUAUUGAACGUGAAAUGGAAAUUCCAUAAAGCCAUCUACCUCCUUCAACAAAUGCCUUACACUCAUCAGGAAUUUUCUCUCCACAUGCAUUUCCAAUACAGUUUAGAUUCAGUUUUAUAGGACAAGAGCAAAGUUUUUAACAGUGAUAUUUUGAAGACUUCCUUUUAGAAAAAAA